This is a messenger RNA of Dentiscutata heterogama, 543 nucleotides long. The record is from the annotation of a GenBank genome assembly. NCBI's taxonomy places the organism in Eukaryota, Fungi, Glomeromycota, Glomeromycetes, Diversisporales, Gigasporaceae.
AUGACUAAUAUCGAUAAUAGAAAAUGUAAUUGUUCUAAUUGCAAUGAAAAACUAGACACGUUGGCUACUUUACAAAAAGAAUCCCUUAACGAAUUUACCAAAAUUAAUAUAGCAUCCCAAUCAAAAUCUCUUGUAAUAAAGCCUUAUACAUAUAUUCAUGAACAAAAAAGUUCUAAUUUUGAUCGCUAUGGUAAUCAAUAUCAAGGUCUUGAUACUAUUCUCGAGGAAGUCAAUAAAUCUUUAAAGGCAUUAAUUCUACCUGUAUCUUUACAAAAACAUUGGAGAAUAGCAGCACAUAAUUGUACGAAGUUUAUGAAGCUUCGUCGUAUAUUAUUUAAUAUGAUUGGGCAUAUGGAUAAUGAGUUAUCAGAAGGUCGAGCACAUCCAGACUAUAUAUUAGAGUCAUACCGAUUUCAAGUUCAUUUGUGUAAAACUAGGUUCUUGAAUCCUCAAGAUAAUAAUCGUGAUUUUAAAAGUCUUGAAAGGGAACAUCCACUUAGCGAACAGCUAAAAAAUUUUACAAAUUUAGCAUAUGAAAGAUGA